Molecule: messenger RNA, 903 nt
Organism: Glycine soja
Lineage: Eukaryota; Viridiplantae; Streptophyta; Magnoliopsida; Fabales; Fabaceae
Product: copper-transporting ATPase PAA1, chloroplastic-like
Exons: 5
Coding region: 90-548 (152 amino acids)
Molecular function (GO): metal ion binding
Source: RefSeq, a predicted model, not a curated record
ACGGAUGUAUCAUAGACGAUAACAAAAGAGUUGAGUAAUUGGUCUUCCCUGGUUGAGGUUGUGAGAGGUGCUUCGUGUCCGUGCUAAUAAUGUCUUCUUCUCUUUCAAUUCCGAUUCCAUUUCCGAUCGCAAUGGAUUCUGCGUCGUCUUUGACGGUGACACAGAUAGCGCUUUUCAAACCUCUGAAGCAGAAGCAUCAUUUCGUCAGAGGCAGAGUCAGUGUUAUUAGACCACUUCAUCGCCGCCUCAACUCCGUUUCGCCUCCGCGGUGCUCUUCCGCCGGUGACGACGCCGUCAUUACUCUCCAUGUUGGGGGAAUGAUGUGCGAGGGAUGUACAAAUAGCGUCAAAAAAAUUCUAGAAAGCCGACCGCAAGUGUUAUCUGCUCAUGUAAAUUUGACAUCCGAGACAGCAACCGUUUCCCUUGUGCCUGAACAAAAAACUGCACCAGAUGGUCUAAAGCAAUUGGGGGAGGAACUUGCACAGCAUUUAACUACAUGUGGUUUUACUUCUACCCUUCGAGUGACAGAUCAAGAAGAUAGCAGCUGAAGGAGUUCUUAUUACAUCAUAUAAAGGCAAAAGAGUGGUUAUCUGGAGUCCAUGGUGAGUUUCUGCAGCCCCUUAGGCCUUAAUGGUGAAUAUUGGAGAGCCAUGUCUGUGCGUGCCUGGUGGCCCUGCAUGUUGUAGAAUUUGCCCAUAAACUAAUGUAAUACUAUUAGCGAUCUCUAUUCAUAAGAGAGCACUGUUUUUGUCAAGAAUUUCGCGGACUCAAUUCAUGCGGAGUUUUGUUGGGAUUUAUGUCUAUGAUGCGUAUGACAUUUUGUGGGUGAUUUCCAUUUUUCAUGACAAAUGAUUUCUUCUAGAUGUCGAUAAUAAACGAGUCAAUAUGAAGAUGUUCACAGCA